AUGUGUGCUGCUCGAUCAAAUAGACAGAUAUUGUCUCAGGGCAAAAAUUAUGCUGAUAAGAAGCUGAAAAAAUUCGGUACUGAUGAGGUAUCGUUUGAUAAAGAUAGUCGGUUAGAGUAUCUGACUGGGUUCCAUAAACGUAAGUUGCAGAGACAGAAGAAAGCAAAAGAGUUUAUUAAGGAGCAAGAGAGGUUGAACAAGAUUGAAGAGCGAAAAAAUAUACGUGAUGAAAGAAAGAGACAAUUGGAUGAAAGAUUACGAAAUUUCAAGCAAGGUUUGGAGUUGGGCAGUGAAGGAGAUGAUAGCGAUGAUGCUGAGGGGAAAGAAGAAGAGGAGGCUGAAGAGUGGAAUGGGUUUGAAUCUGAUUGUGAAGAGGCCGCGGUGAAACCGAUUUUGAAGACCGUUUACUCGGAUAACUCUUCUGUGAGCGUAGAGACGUUGGAAGCCAACGAUAAUUUUGCAUAUUUGGCCAAGAUCAACAACGUAGACUUGAAUGAAAGCGAUAAAGUGCUGAAACAAAGUAUAGUGAGAGCCGGGAAAUAUGCCAAGUUCCUGGGUAUGGCGGACAAGGACACCGAAAAGACCAAACAGAAGAAGAAGAAAUUCAGAUAUCUGACCAAGAGCGAAAGAAAGAGGAACCAGUACAAGGCAAAUUCCAAUAAGAGAAGGAGAUGA
Molecule: messenger RNA, 675 nt
Organism: Torulaspora globosa
Lineage: Eukaryota; Fungi; Ascomycota; Saccharomycetes; Saccharomycetales; Saccharomycetaceae
Gene: RRP17
Product: rRNA-processing protein RRP17
Exons: 1
Coding region: 1-675 (224 amino acids)
Cellular component (GO): nucleolus
Molecular function (GO): RNA binding
Source: RefSeq, a predicted model, not a curated record